AUGUCCGUCGUUCUAUAUUCCAAUCCCAACCUUUACAGAACAGUGAACUUUGACUGGAUUGACAUACUAUUGGAAAAAAACUCGAAGCAGUUUCGUUACUUUGGGCUUGCAUUAUUAACAACACUAUCCUUAUACGUUCUUUCGCCAAGUUUACUAAGAAAAGGAGAUAGCGAGAUGUUUUCAAGAUCCAGACGAAGCGAUAAGUACACGACGGGUCUCAUUAACAAUCGGAACGAUUGUUUUGCAAACUCGUCGGUACAAGCCCUUUCGGCACUCCCCAAGUUGACUAACUACAUGAAUGACUUGCUCAAACAGGUUCUGUUCCUGAGGACGCUGCUCGACCGUGGAGAGAACCAGCAUUCUUCCCAUCCCAAGACCGGGGAUGCUACCAAAGAAUACGAGCCAGCAGAUUCGCAGCAGGAUAAUGGCGAGUCCUUCGAGGGACGUUCAAACUCUUUUGAAAACUCACUUGCACCCGGAGCGUCACGGCCUGCGAUGCACGCGCUUCGUCCUCACUCGAACCUUCAAGCGUUCAAUUCUACUGCUACGAUUACGACGAUGUCUACUCUCGAAGAAGACCGUGCGGCCCAUGGCCAUGGUUAUCUAGACGGCUUGAACACGGGCGAUACAUCUGCAGCCCAGAGUGCAGCUCAAAGCGUAUCAGAAAGUUCAGUUUCAAAAGAAAAUGGGAUUUCAACUGCUUCCAGCGAGGAAAUUCCCGAGGUCCCACUGCAUGAAGGUCUUGCUCAGAUGAUGUAUCAGUUACAGCAGAUCGUCGACACAAGCAAGUACGUUUCGGUGUGGCCGUUUUUGCAUGUUCUGGAGCUGAUUUUCGAUGCUAGAAUCUCGUCUGGCCAGAAUGACGCCCAUGAGCUAACACAAGUCAUUUUGGAGUCUCUUGAAAAAGAGAACGUCAAACUCAAAAAAUUCGUCAAAGAUCAUUCCUUGAAUGUAAUAAUCCCAGACUUUCCUGUUAAGGGUUCUCUUGCUGAUCAUUUGAUUUGUCUCAAUUGCCAAGGCUCUUCGAAAGUCGUUACACAUCCUUUCUCGAUGUAUCCUUUGCCAGUGCCUCAAGAAACGUCUGCCAAUCUUUCGGCAAUGAUUGCCGAUAACCAAACUGAGACCAUUGACGGAUAUGCAUGUCUUUCCUGCAAAAUAAAAGCCAUCUUGGAGAAUGAAGAGCAGUAUAAAAAUGACCAAAAAUCGGACGGGGAGAAUGUCAUAUUGGCGACCUUGUCAAAGAUCAUUCCAGAUAUAUUUAUCAAUGACGAUCUGUCGGAGGAUUUGAUGAACUACAUCAACAACUACAAAAAGGGAAGCUGUGAUACGAGCGCGAUCAAAUCAAGAAUUAUCAAGAAAACAGUGGUUACCGGAUCGCCUGAUAUCCUCAUUCUGCAUCUCUCCCGGUCGGUUUUCAACGGUACCACCUAUUCUCGAAAUGCAUGUUACGUGAACUUCGAUGAGGAGCUGCACACGCAAGAGCAGGAAAUCAAGAACAACAGAUCCGUCGGUGUCAAACCGGUGAAAUAUAGACUCAAGGCCAUGGUCAAGCAUCAAGGCACUCAUUCUCAAGGGCAUUACGAAUGCUACAGGCACAAGCCCGAUCUUAUCAAAGAUGUUUUGUCCAACCAAGUGGUCAACAGGUCGCCCACGAUCGAUUUCGGACUGGAUUCGAACAGAGACGCAGUGGCUGCUUGGAACCAGAGCGCAAAUGCGAGCAACACAGAUCUUGCUUCCGUUUCAUCUCAGGAGUCCGAAUCAUCUGCACCCUUUCGCUCUGUGUUUCCCGAAGCAGCACCUGGUAUGCCUCUAUCAUCGCCCAUUGUAGACGAUGAUGAUUACAUCGUUGGGCAAGGAAACUCUGGCUCUUCUGGCAUGCCAAGCCGAAAGCCAUCUAAGUUGAAAAAGCUCACAGGCUUCUUGUCGAGAAGACCCUCUAUUGCAUCGGGCGCUAGUGACGACCAAAAUGGAGACACGGGAUCUAAUGCAGGGUCCGAGGGGUUUUCCGGAUUCAGACGUACGAGAGGAAACAGUAUUGCCUCUUCUGUCGGCUCCUCCAACGUAGGUCUCUCUUCAGAAACCUCGGGCGCUGAUAUGACUACCGAUACAAGUGCCAGUGAGCGUGAUGAGGCUGUUGCAACUACAAUCAAAAGAAAACUCAAGAAAAUAAAAAGCGUUGUCAACUAUCCGUUCUGGAAAAUCUCUGAUGCCGCUGUGCGUGAAGCCAGGACCGAUGAAGUCCUCGGAGAUACAAAGUGUGUUUACAUGCUAUACUAUGACCGUGUUGACGAGCCGAAAAAGACUUGA
This is a messenger RNA of Lachancea sp. 'fantastica', 2307 nucleotides long. Lineage: Eukaryota; Fungi; Ascomycota; Saccharomycetes; Saccharomycetales; Saccharomycetaceae. The record is from the annotation of a GenBank genome assembly.